AAUCAGUGUUGGGGGCGAGUUCUUGGGAACUGCCAAUCAGGCGCGCUGCCGGGAGGAGGGUGGAGCUUUCUACACCCUUCUGAGCUCCCGCUCCUGGCUCUGUAGCUGAGAGAAGCCCUGGCAGGUCAGUGGCAGGCACUGUCACGCUGAGUCCUAUUCUGGCAGCGGGGAGCCUUGGGGAGAACACGGGACACCGCGGAAGCCGGGAAAUGGAUUCAGUAGCCUUUGAGGAUGUGGCCGUGAACUUCACCCAGGAAGAGUGGGCUUUGCUGGGUCCAUCACAGAAGAGUCUGUACAGAGAUGUGAUGUGGGAAACCAUUAGGAACCUGGACUGUAUAGGAAUGAAAUGGGAAGACACAAACAUUGAAGAUCAGCACAAAAAUCCCAGGAGGAGCCUAAGAUGUCAUAUCGUAGAGAGGUUUAGUGAAAGUCGCCAGCCAGAUAGUACUGUGAAUGAAAAAACUCCUGGAGAAGAUCCAUGUAAAAGCAGUGUGUGUGGAGAAAUCAUGGGUUGUUCAUUCCUUAAUUGCUAUAUCACAUUUGAUGCUGGACACAAACCAGAUGAGUGUCAGGAAUAUGGAGAGAAGCCACAUACACAUAAACAUUGUGGGACAGCCUUCAAUUAUCACCACUCCUUUCAAACACAGGAAAGACCUCACACUGGAAAGAAACGCUAUGAUUGUAAGGAAUGUGGGAAAACCUUCAGUUCUUCGGGAAACCUUCGAAGACACAUAAUAGUACAACGUGGAGGUGGACCUUAUAUAUGUAAGUUGUGUGGGAAAGCCUUUUUUUGGCCUAGUUUAUUUCAUAUGCAUGAAAGAACUCACACUGGAGAGAAACUGUAUGAAUGUAAGCAGUGUUGUAAAGCCUUCCCUAUUUACAGUUCCUAUCUAAGACAUGAAAGAACACACACUGGGGAGAAACCAUAUGAAUGCAAGCACUGUUCCAAAGCCUUCCCUGAUUACAGUUCCUAUGUAAGACAUGAAAGAACUCACACUGGAGAAAAACCCUAUAAAUGUAAACGAUGUGGAAGAGCCUUCAGUGUUUCCAGUUCCCUUCGAAUACAUGAAAGAACUCACACUGGAGAGAAACCCCAUGAAUGUAAGCAAUGCGGGAAAGCAUUUCAUCAUCUGGGAAGCUUUCAAAGACACAUGAUAAGGCACACUGGAGAUGGACCUCAUAAAUGUAAGAUAUGUGGGAAAGGCUUUGAUUGUCCUAGUUCACUGCAAAGUCAUGAAAGAACUCACACUGGAGAGAAACCCUAUGAAUGCAAGCAGUGUGGGAAAGCGUUAUCUCAUCGCUCAAGCUUUCGAAGUCAUAUGAUAAUGCACACUGGAGAUGGACCUCACAAAUGCAAGGUAUGUGGGAAAGCCUUCAUUUAUCCCAGUGUAUUUCAAAGACAUGAAAGGACUCAUACUGGUGAGAAACCCUAUGAAUGUAAAGAAUGUGGUAAAGCCUUCCGUAUUUCUAGUUCCCUUCGAAGACAUGAAACAACUCACACUGGAGAGAAACCCUAUAAAUGUAAAUGUGGGAAAGCCUUUAUUGAUUUCUAUUCCUUUCAAAAUCAUGAAACAACUCACACUGGAGAGAAGCCAUAUGAGUGUAAGGAAUGUGGGAAAGCAUUCAGUUGUUUCACGUACCUUUCUCAACAUAGAAGGACUCACACGGCUGAAAAACCUUAUGAGUGUAAAACAUGUAGGAAAGCCUUCAGUCAUUUUGGUAACUUAAAAGUCCAUGAAAGGAUUCACACUGGAGAGAAGCCAUAUGAAUGUAAGGAAUGCAGGAAAGCAUUCUCUUGGCUCACUUGCCUUCUACGACAUGAAAGAAUUCACACUGGAAAGAAAUCUUAUGAAUGUCAACAAUGUGGUAAAGCCUUCACUCGCUCUCGUUUCCUUCGAGGACAUGAAAAAACUCACACUGGAGAGAAGAUGCAUGAAUGUAAGGAAUGUGGGAAGGCACUGAGUUCUCUCAGUUCCUUGCAUAGACAUAAAAGGACUCACUGGAGAGAUACUCUAUAAAUGUGGGAAAGCAUUCAUUAAUUUUAUUUCAUUUCAGAAACGUGAAAGAAAUCACAUAGGAGAUAAGCCUCAUGAAUGCAAACACAUGGUAAAGCCUUAAGAUGUUUCUUUUGAAUAUGGUUAUCCCCUAACCAUAUGCAGGGGAUUGGUUCCAGACCCCCUAAGCAUACCUAAAUCCACAGAUGCUGUGUUCCUUUUAUAAAAUGACAUUUGCAUGUAACCUAUCCACAUCCUCCUGCAUCCCAUAAAUCAUGCCUAGAUUACUUAAUUUUUCACCAACCCAAAGCUUUUGUAAAAGUAAAAAUAAAAAGUAGGUUACUAAAAUACCUCAUGUGUUGUAAAAGCUAUGUAAAUAGUCAUUUUAUUGUAUUUUUUUUAGAGAAUCAUGAAUGAAAAUAAUCCUAUGCUGUUGAGAACAGACCCAACCAUCACAGGCCUGCCUACAUAGUACAUGUCACCUAGAAUGUUACAGUUUCUUUUUUUCUUUUUUUUCUUUUAAGACAGAGUUUCACUCUUAUUGCCCAGGCUGGAGGGCAAUGGCACAAUCUCAGCUCACUGCAUCCUCUGCCUCCCGGGUUCAAGCAAUUCUCCUGUCUUAGCCUCCCGAGUAGCUGGGAUUACAGGUGCAUGCCACCACGCCCAGCUAAUUUUUUUUUUUUUUUGUAUUUUUAGUAGAGACGGGGUUUCAUCAUAUUGGUCAGGCUGGUCUCGAACUCCUGACCUCAGAUGAUCUGCCUGCCUUGGUCUCCCAAAGUGCUCAUGCCUGUAAUCCCAGGCAUGGAAAGGAGAGAUGAGAAGGUGGCUCAACAGUUGAGACAGGUUUAUUGAGAGUAAACCUGAAAAGGGCUUCCAGCGGCAGGGUCAGGGGCAAACUUCUCUUACAGCCUGAGGCUUUUUUAAAGGGCCCAGUGGAGAAGUGUGCUUUGAAACAAAAUUCUGUUAGGGAGGGGUUGGGGAAGUCCUGGCUGUUCUGUUACAGUUAGGGCCGUUAUUCUCUGUUGAAGUUAUGGGCGGGGCUGACAUUUUCAGUUUUGGCCAGGUGGCCAAAUAGAAACUUAAAGCUUAGGAUUGUGGGGUGUUAUAAAGAUGGCGGCGCUCUUGUCCUGUCAAUGUGUUCCUCAAUAAAGUCUUCAAGCAUGUCACAGAUUGUUUUCCCCACCAACCUCCCUUGCAGCAUUUGAGAUAUUCCUGAUACUUCAUCAAUAGUGGAGAAGCUCCUGAAAUCAUUGACUUCCUCACUCCAUAAUGGUUUCCAACACCCAAUGAAGUAGUAGGAGGAAAACAUGGGUUUCUUCUCCUGGAAGCCUCCAGAAGAAGGUAUUUCAAUAUGGGGAGAGUGGUCAGCUGUGUCACAGGUCACUGAGAAUUUGAAUAAGACAAGGAAAAAGGGUUGACUGUAGAUUUUGGUAAGUAUUUGGUCACUGGGGGCCUUGAUAAGAGCUGUUUCAUUGAAGUAUUCAUGAGAAUAGCUUGUAGUGAAAUAUAUCUCAAAUAGACCUCCACGAUGUUGCCUAGAGGGCAGUGUUACCCUUUGAACUACCAACAUUAACCACUGGAACUGCUCAUCUGGAAGUCUCUUACAGUGCUGGUACAAACUGGAAUACACACAGGAAGGGAUCAUUUUAUACGUGUUACUGUGCUACUUGCUCUAUCUACUUAGUGUUCCAUACAUGUAAUUACCUAUUCCAUCCUAUCCCAAAGUACUGAUAAUCUCCAUUCUACUUUCUCUGUCUGUGAAUUUGACUAUUCAUAGAGAGAGAUAUGUGGAAGUAUGCAUGUGUCCUUCCAUGUCUGGCUUAUUUCACUUAGAACGUUUUCAAGGUUUAUCCAUGUGGUAGCACGUAUCAGGAACUCAUUGUUUUUGUGUCUGAAUAAAUUUCCACUGUAUGGUUAAAGCAUA
Gorilla gorilla gorilla (western lowland gorilla) is the source of this 3918-nucleotide messenger RNA. RefSeq names its product zinc finger protein 442. The record is from RefSeq and is a predicted model, not a curated record. Gene Ontology annotation, biological process: regulation of transcription by RNA polymerase II. Bases 210 to 2018 code for a protein of 602 amino acids. NCBI's taxonomy places the organism in Eukaryota, Metazoa, Chordata, Mammalia, Primates, Hominidae. Gene Ontology annotation, cellular component: nucleus. Gene Ontology annotation, molecular function: RNA polymerase II cis-regulatory region sequence-specific DNA binding; DNA-binding transcription factor activity, RNA polymerase II-specific. The transcript has 4 exons.